This is a messenger RNA of Microthlaspi erraticum, 1506 nucleotides long. NCBI's taxonomy places the organism in Eukaryota, Viridiplantae, Streptophyta, Magnoliopsida, Brassicales, Brassicaceae. The record is from the annotation of a GenBank genome assembly.
AUGGCACCUGAGAGUUCUUUAAACGCUGAGAUGUCAAAGAAGAUAUCUUUCUUUGGUUUGAAAGGCUUGAAACUGUGGGUAUGGGUUUGUUUGAUAGUUGGAGUAUUCAUAGUGAUGAUUCUCUGCAUCUUGUCUCUGUGGAUCACAUUCCGCCGGAAAUCAAGAAGAUCUUCUUCAAGCAAGUUUCCUUUCAACCAAAUCCCACGUGUCUCUAAAGACAUCAGUGUCGACAGGGCUGGGCUUCAGAAUCCGAAUCCUCACCCUGAGAGUUUAUAUAUCUCAGUGAAUGAUAAACCCACGAUGAUGUCUCACUUGGGAAGGACCAAGUCUAGUGAUAAUGAUACUCUGAGUCGAUGUAGCUCUGUGAAUCACCAUAGCUCUCAUUCCGGUGAUGAGGAAGGAGGAGGCUUUGGAAGUGUUGGGAGACAGUAUGGAUAUGGAGGAGCUGUAACUGCUUCUCCUUUGAUUGGUUUACCGGAAAUAUCCCAUCUUGGUUGGGGACACUGGUUUACUCUUAGGGAUCUUGAGCUAGCUACCAACCGUUUUUCUGCUGAGAAUGUGCUUGGAGAAGGUGGUUAUGGAGUAGUUUAUAGGGGUAAGCUCGUCAAUGGUACUGAGGUUGCUGUCAAGAAGCUUCUGAACAAUCUAGGGCAAGCUGAGAAGGAAUUCCGAGUAGAAGUUGAGGCUAUUGGUCAUGUACGACACAAGAAUCUUGUUAGGCUUUUAGGAUAUUGCAUAGAAGGAGUUCAUCGGAUGCUUGUUUAUGAGUAUGUGAAUAGUGGAAACUUAGAACAAUGGUUACAUGGAGCUGAGAGGGAAAAUGGGACUCUCCCUUGGGAAGCACGGAUGAAGAUACUUAUUGGUACAGCACAAGCGCUUGCUUAUUUACAUGAAGCAAUAGAGCCAAAGGUGGUCCACAGAGAUAUAAAAGCAAGCAAUAUAUUAAUUGACGAUGAGUUUAAUGCAAAACUCUCUGACUUUGGGUUAGCUAAGCUCUUGGACUCGAGUGAGAGUCACAUCACUACCAGAGUCAUGGGAACCUUUGGAUAUGUGGCGCCAGAAUAUGCUAAUACAGGUAUGUUAAACGAGAAGAGUGAUAUAUAUAGCUUUGGUGUAUUGCUUCUUGAAGCUGUUACUGGUAGAGAUCCGGUUGAUUAUGGACGUCCUGCUAAUGAGGUGAAUCUUGUGGAAUGGCUAAAGAUGAUGGUUGGAACAAGAAGAGCUGAAGAAGUUGUGGAUCCAAGGCUUGAACCUAGACCGAGUAAAAGUGCUCUGAAACGUGCACUUCUCGUUUCGCUUAGAUGCGUUGACCCUGAGGCAGAGAAGCGUCCUAGAAUGAGUCAGGUUGCGAGGAUGCUUCAAUCCGAUGAGCACCCUUUUCGCGAGGGAAGGAGGAACAGAAGGAGCAGAAGCGCGAGCAUAGAGAUCGUUGAGACCAAAGAUGGAUCUCUUGAUCCUACCGUUCCAGAGACUCACAAUACAAAGCCUGAGAAGACAUGUGAAUAA